AUGUCGGUAUUGGGCGACCCCACAAUAGUUCAGUGCCAUCAUGGGCGCAAACACUCCCAAGAACACCCCUUAUCCCAGCCACCUCCGCGGCCUCUCCGCAGAACAAUCUCCAUCCCAGCUGUAUCGUCGCUCGUGAAGGACACGUGGAAUUGGGCCGGUGAUACUCUGCACACCUACCGCGAUGGCCUCUCCAAGGAACAGCGGAAGCAAAGGGCGGAAAUCGAGGACCGCAAACAAGUCCUAUAUUUGAAAAUAAAGAAUGCUGUGUCGUACGAGGAAUGGCGAAGUUGCGCCAUUGAACUGGAUGAGCUAGAGAACAACAAUGCCUGGAAGCAGACCCUCGAGUCCGCCGAAUAUGAUCCUCGCUUGGUACAGGAUCGAUUGCGACAAUUGGAAGAUGCUCGGAUCAGCUGCGACGUAAGCCGUAUGCUGUUUUUGGUGCGCACUGCGCUAAGUCGGGACCUGGCGCAUAUGAGCAAUGCCUCUCUCUAUCGCCAUUCGCAUAUCGGCACCAAGGACUUGAUUGAUAGGUAUAUUACCACGGCUUUGGAGACCAUCACAACACUGGUGGAUUUGUCGGUGCAUGAUCGCUGCGAUGGACUGGAGCUGAAGUAUAUCCUGGACCAGCUGCUGGCAGCUCGACAGGCAUUUGGUCGCAGUGCGCUCCUCUUUUCCGGUGGUGCCACUUUUGGCAUGACCCAUAUCGGGGUUCUCAAGGCUCUCUAUGAGGCGAACAUGAUCCCUCGGAUUAUCUCAGGUGCCUCUGCUGGUAGCAUUGUGUGCGCGGUCUUUUGCACGCGCACAGAUGAAGAACUGCCGGCGCUUUUGGAUACCUACGUACAUGGGGAUUUUGAUGUCUUCAAUGAGAAGGGCCAAGAGGAAAAUAUCCUGCAGAAGAUGACUCGCUUUUUGAAGUUUGGAUCAUUUCUUGACAUAUCCCACUUGGCGAAGACCAUCAGGAACUGGCUGGGAGAUAUGACCUUUCAGGAAGCAUAUAACCGCACCCGCAGAAUCCUGAACAUCUGUGUAUCGAGUGCCGGCAUGUAUGAGCUUCCACGGCUGUUGAACUAUAUUUCCGCGCCUAAUGUGUUGAUCUGGUCUGCUGUGGCGGUAUCAUGCUCUGUUCCCUUUGUAUUUAGGCCAUUUACGUUGAUGGCCAAAGAUCCGUUGACAGGGGAACCAGUCCCGUGGAAUGACCUUCACAAACAGUAUAUCGAUGGCUCUGUCGACGGAGAUCUGCCCAUGACACGGUUAUCAGAGAUGUUUAAUGUGAACCAUUUCAUUGUCUCCCAGGUGAAUCCCCAUGUGGUGCCGUUCCUUUCAAAGGAAACAGGCCCACAGGACGAGUCAAACGGUGGCCCUUCAUUCAUCCCUCGAUGGAUGAACACGAUGACACACCUUGCCAAAGACGAGGUGCUGCAUCGGAUGAACGUCCUCUCAGAGCUUGGAGUCUUCCCAACAUCAAUGACCAAGUUUGCCUCUAUCGUAAACCAGAAAUAUCAUGGGGACAUCAACAUAUACCCAGAACUCAUUUCCUCCAACUUUCCACGGCUCCUGGAGAAUCCGACAACGGAAUUCAUGCUUUCAGCAUGCUUGAGUGGCGAGCGGGCGACAUGGCCAAGAUUAAGCCGCAUCCGAAAUCACUGCGCCAUUGAGCUGGCACUCGAUAAUGCCAUUCAAAAUAUGCGGGCCCGGGUAGCCUUCAGUCCGAGCCAGGUUGAUUUACGUAUGCCGAACCGUAGCCGUCACUCGAUUGACUCGGCAGACAGCAGUGGAAGGGGACGUUAUCGCGACAGACGAAGAGGAUCCCAUAGCCCCGAGCUGGAAAAGAGGCACUCGGGCAGACAAGCACGGCAUCAACCAGCCCGGGAACUAAGAAAGGCACGAAGCACUGUUUCACUGGAGAACCCGCCUCUCUCGCAGUCGAGCGAGUCAAUCCUCAUGUCGACCCCAAGGACCCACCGCCGUACAUCCUCAGUAUCCUUCAAUAACGGAGCGAUAUUCGACAUCGGAUCAAGCAGCGACGACGAGCUCGAACAAUCAUACAUCCUUCGUCCCAAACUUGCAGGCCACCGAGCAUCUUCAGAGUCAUCUUCGUUCGGUGGAGCACCUGGGAGUCACGGACCCCGUAGCCCCGUUCGGUCCCGACGAUCCUCAUUCUCUUCUGGUCCGGCCUACAAUUCUUCCGUUACGGCUCGUCACAGUUCCCCAAAGCAGGCGUAUGUGCCGUCGGCUCGCGAUCUCUCCAUGACCGUACCACCUUCGUCCCGCCAUCUGCUCAGUAUGACUCCAACGCCAACCGUCCACCCGAGCUCGCCUGACUCCCUGACGCGCAAACAGCGGCAUUGA
Penicillium hordei is the source of this 2349-nucleotide messenger RNA. RefSeq names its product putative Patatin family phospholipase. Gene Ontology annotation, biological process: lipid metabolic process. Bases 1 to 2349 code for a protein of 782 amino acids. The record is from RefSeq and is a predicted model, not a curated record. Gene Ontology annotation, molecular function: triacylglycerol lipase activity. Lineage: Eukaryota; Fungi; Ascomycota; Eurotiomycetes; Eurotiales; Aspergillaceae. The transcript is spliced from 3 exons.